Messenger RNA from Cannabis sativa, 2024 nucleotides. Its product is annotated as cytochrome P450 710A1-like. The record is from RefSeq and is a predicted model, not a curated record. Gene Ontology annotation, molecular function: monooxygenase activity; iron ion binding; heme binding. Lineage: Eukaryota; Viridiplantae; Streptophyta; Magnoliopsida; Rosales; Cannabaceae. The coding region runs from base 324 to 1820 and encodes 498 amino acids. Gene Ontology annotation, biological process: sterol metabolic process. The transcript has 2 exons.
AAUAUACUUUCCUAUAAAUACAGCCCAUAUUUUCAUUCCUUUACACCUUUUAUCUCUGUGGAUCAUUUUCAAACCCACCAAGGGCCAAUUUUCUCUCUCUUUCUUUCUCUACAAAAAGUAGUAACUAUUCUUCAAAAUUUCAGACAAUCCAACUUCAUUAUCUCCAACAGGAGUUUGGCGGAAUGUUUCAUCAAGUGAUUUUGGGUGUUUGAUAAGUUUCUUUGACUAAAUUUUGCUUGGGGAUCUUUUUUUUCAUACCAGUUGCCAUGUGUCGAAUUAGCAUGUCCUUAAGCUAGACGAAGAAUUUAUUUUGUUUAAAAUAAAUGGAUUCCUUAUUUAUGUCACUCAUUCCUUACUUGAUCACUCUAGUAGUUUUGAUUUUAUUAGUGGAGCAAAUCUUGUACCUUGUAAAGAAGAGUUCGAUUCCAGGUCCACUUGUCGUUCUUCCAUUCAUUGGAAACGCUAUUGCGUUGGUUCGUGAUCCUACCCACUUUUGGGACAACCAAUCUGAUGUGGCCAAAUCCUCUGGUCUUGGCUUUUGUGCCAACUACAUCAUUGGUAAAUUCAUUGUCUUCAUCAGAGACACUGAACUCUCUCACAAGGUAUUUGCCAAUGUUAGGCCUGAUGCUUUUGCCCUAAUCGGACACCCUUUUGGGAAAAAACUCUUCGGGGAACACAAUCUCAUCUACAUGACUGGUCAGGAGCACAAGGAUGUUCGUCGUCGAAUGGCUCCCAAUUUCAGCCCUAGAGCUCUCUCCACCUACACUACAUUGCAACAAAUUAUAAUCCUCGACCACCUCAAGAAAUGGGAGAGACUUUCUUCCAACUCGGCUCCAGCGUCGAUUCCUCUUCGCUUAUUGGCUCGUGACAUGAACCUCGAAACCUCUCAAACUGUCUUUGUUGGGCCGUAUUUGGGCCUUGAGGCUCGCGAGGUUUUCAAAGUUGACUAUAAUUUUUUCAACAUUGGACUCAUGAAACUCCCUAUUGAUUUUCCCGGUACUGCAUUUCGUAAUGCGAGGCUCGCCGUGAGUCGCCUUGUACAUACUCUUAGUAAUUGCACGAAACAAAGUCGUGAGAGAAUGAUGCAAGGAGAGGAACCAACUUGCCUUGUCGAUUUUUGGAUGCAAGAGACAUUAAAGGAGGAAGAUAUGGCAGCUGAAAACGUUAGUGAUGUCGAUAUAGGAUCUUACCUCUUUGAUUUCCUCUUUGCCUCUCAAGAUGCUUCGACCUCGUCAGUUCUUUGGGCAGUGACAUUGCUUGAAUCUCACCCUGAUGUUCUCCAAAGAGUUAGGGAUGAGGUCUUGGCGAUAUGGAAUCCAGAAUCAGACUCGCUCAUUACAGGGGAAAUGUUGUCGCGAAUGAAGUACACGCACACAGUUGCGCGUGAGGUGGUUCGGUAUAGAGCUCCCGCGACUCUGGUACCACACAUUGCCGCAGUUGACUUUCCAUUGACCGAAUCUUACACAAUUCCAAAAGGCACCAUUGUGUUCCCUUCUACUUACGAGUCGUGUUUACAAGGGUUCACUGACGCAAAUCGGUUUGACCCGGACCGAUUCUCGGAGGAGAGGCAAGAGGACCGAAUUUAUAAACGAAAUUAUUUGGCUUUCGGAGCUGGGGCCCACCAAUGUGUGGGCCAAAGAUAUGCCUUAAACCAUUUGGUAUUGUUCAUCGCUAUGUUUUCUACACUUUUGGAUUUCAAGAGGCAUAGAACGGACGGUUGUGAUGAGAUCGUUUAUGUCCCUACGAUAUGUCCCAAAGAUGAUUGCAUGGUCUUUCUCAGUCGUCGAUGCCAACGUUAUCCAAAUCUUUCUUCUCUUUAGUUGGAAAAAAGGAGGGUAAAAUAGUCAUUUUGGGUUUGGUUUGUCCUUUUGUUUAUUCAAAUGUCGUUCAUAUUUAUACAGCUAGGAUUUUUUUUGGAAGAAUUGUAUUUGGCUCAUUGUUUGGUGGACAAUUUGGGGAGUGUGUGUUGAGGUGGAACAAAAUAUAUUAAUAAAAAAAAGAAGUUGUAUAUUGUUUCUUUUUUA